CCGCCUCAGAACUUUAAAGAGCCAGAUGGUCGGAAAAACCCAGGCGUCGGCGGGGCAGAUCACGUCCCCCCUGCAGGUCCACCUAGUUAAAUACAGGGGAAUUUCUUCCUGAGCUCCGAGGGACGUCCCGAUGCAGCUUGCGUCAGGGUCUCGCGCAAAACCAUGCUCGCGGCGCACCCCUGACGCAAUCAAAAACCUCCACUCAAAAACGAAUGUGCACGAUUCCGACCGCGGCAAGUAUCUUGGGAAAAGACAUGCAGACAUUGACACCGUCAAGGUUGUAUCGCCAUUUGUGGCUGUAAUAUGUUCUGCUCAGACGACCGGUCAAAUCACUGCAAGGGCAUUGACCUCUCUAUACAAUUUUUUAUUGUAUGGUCUCAAUACCGCCGCCUCCGGUCGGAGUGAUGCGUGCAUGGCACUUGUUGCUAAGGGGAUAACAAACUGCCGCUUCGAAGACACACGUAAGGAGAGUGAUGAAAGUGUACUCGUAAAAUUGCUCGAGCUGAUCACACUCACGCUCAAGUGUGAUAGUGGAUUAUUGCUGAAAGAGAAAGACGCAUACAAAAUGUUCCUGCUUUGCUAUCGAGUAGGCUGUCGCGAUAAGGCUUCUGAAUUGCUUCGGAGUAACGCAGACGACACAUUGGCUCGUCUCAUUCUGAGCUUCUUCGGUAGCAAGCAGGAGUUCAGCAUAUUUCCUAGCCGCAACCAGGUGCCAUUAGUUGAUACAUCGAGCACAAUUAAUUUUCGACCUGCCGUUUUGAGGAAGCUGUGUAAGUAUCUGCGAGGAGCCCCUCCAGUAGAGGAUCUCACGAUUCUCUCCCUUAGACUCCGGGUUAUCUUUAAUCUUUUCAAUUCAAUGAAAAAACAUCUCAAACUCCAGCUUGAACAGAUUUUGAUCUCAACGCAUCUGCACAUACUCGGGGACCUUUCAUCUUCACCAGACCAGCAAGAAAUAGCACUCGAGAGCCUUCUUGAGUUCUCUCGGGAGUCAUCAAUUCUGCUGCAUCUAUAUGUCAGCUACGAUGCCGAUCUGAACUGCAGUAACCUCUUUGAGGAUCUCUUCAUUAGUCUUGCGAACUCCGCCACGCCCUUGUCUCGUCAGCCUAUGAAUCUACUGAACUACUUGGCAAUGGACUGCGUGCUUGAGGUUGUUUAUUUUGUCUCUUGUCGGUGUUUCUCUUCAAAUCAAUACGAAUUAUUACCGUUGAGUGUGGACGACGCUAUUAUUUGCAACGGUAAUCCGGGCUACUCGCUGUGCAACCUUGGCAUUGAAUGGCUGAAAACUGCCAGAGAUUCAACUGCGCAGAUGUUGCAGCAACGAAGACGCGCCAAAAAACGCCGCAGCCUUGCCGCGGACUAUUUUAAUGCUGAGAACAAAUGGAUUUCGAAAGUUGAAUCCCUUGGAAUUCUCCCAGUGAACUUAAGUGCGAAGCUUGUCGCUCAGUUUCUUCAUGAAAAUCCCCGUCUCGACAAGAGGCGUAUUGGCGAACUGCUUUCAAAAGGCCCACAAGACAAAUAUCCCUUCCAUGCUGCUGUUUUCACAGUUCCGCGCCUUCACGUGGUGCUCCGUGAAUACGCAUCUCGCUUUGAUUUCCGCGCCCAGCCAUUCCAUGUUGCUUUGCGCAACUUUCUUUCAGGCUUUCAUUUACCAGGAGAAGCUCAAUGCAUCGACAGACUCAUGGAGGUUUUUGCUGGAGAACUCUAUAGCCAGUGGCAGAGCAAUGCCGGGGCUUGGGCAGCAUGUCCUUUUUCUAGUGCUGACGCCGCUUUUGUUCUUGCAUUUUCUACGAUUAUGCUCCAGACAGACUUGCAUAACCCAGCAAUCGCUGCGUCAAAGCGGAUGAGUGCAGACGAUUUUGUGCGGAAUAAUAGAGGAAUUAACGACGGUGAUGACCUUCCACAUGAUUUUCUCUGGUCUCUUUAUCAAGCAAUAAAGGAUGCACCGAUUCCACGACCCGUUCAGUCGAUCCAAAAUUCAUCCCCAGUAAGCACCGGAGAUGGUACAUGCCCGCCGGGUUCCGAUAAAAUUGUAUCUCGUGGUUCCCUAAUGUCUCUUUACUUACAUAGCGAACCGCCGCCACUUUUUUCUGCAGAUGCAAACGAUUAUGACAUGUUCCAGUCCAUUUCGGAGGCCAUCCUGUCUGUGUUCCUGGACACCUUCCAUCGCUCGCACGAUGAGGGCUUCGUCUUGAAACUGUGUGCAGGAUUCCGCUGGUAUGCGCAAAUCUGUGAAUAUUUUGAUUUAUCCCGAGUGCUUGAUCGCCUUCUUACAAACCUCCUGUGUACCGGAAGGCGGUAUGUGCAUAGUGUACGAGUAUCUGACCGAGCAAAAAUAGAUUCCAUAAGCUCGCCUCAAGAUCAAUUCGAAGCUUUGCAUGCAACCAUUGGGCGGACAGGUCAAUCAAUUAAUCGAAAGUUUUUAGCAUUCAAAGAAGCAUUGGAAAUAACUUCCGGAUACGAUCUUGCUGAUAGGCGUGCACUGCCUGUAGCUCUGAUUAACAUAGACGAUACAGUUGGUAGCGAUGGAAAGGCUCACUGGACUGUCUACCACAUGUCACAUGACAACAAUAUGGGCAUGGGCACGGCUAAACAGGACACUUUCAAUCAAAGUUCAAAUAGGCUAUGGAGUUCAAUCUCGUUGUUGUGGCGCUCGAGUGGGCAUGGCAGUGUAAGGAGGCCUCCAAGUCGAGCUAGCCCCACGAUGAUGAAUCUUUCGUCGGCUUUCAUGACAGCGCCUGUCGAGGCGAUCGAUGCUAUCUUCUCAGCGACAGGAAUGUCCUCCAUUUAUGCCCUCUCUGCCAACUAUCCGCUUGGUUCUCGUUCACAACCAGCAUCGAGCAACAUCGCUCUGGCCGCUGAUGCACGCACAGAUCGCCUUGCUCUUGGCCUUCUGGACUUGCUUCGUAUGAAGCAAUGGAAAUUGCGCUUACUUGUCCCACUGCUCGCGGAGGCAGAUAAGCAUCGCAAAGGGCAGCCAUAUGUGGCUGCAGCUGCUUUGGCGAUCGUAGGUGACCUUCCGCAAGCAAUAUCAUUUGCAAAGACAUGGACUACAUGCCGCCAGCUGAUUUUGGGGAAUAUUCAUCGGCAACUCUCUUUGCGCAAUCGUCUGAUUUCUGCUGAUGACGAGUCAGCCAUUACUGGUUCAUUGUGUGGUGUACAACAGCUUCUCGUCGCAAUGCUAAACCGCUACAAGGCAGCUCGAUUGAAUUUCGAUGCUCAAACGAACGAAGCACUCAUCAAAGAUAUGGCAGAAAUAUGGGCCAUAUUUAGUAGAAGCACGGAGGCAGUAAAUUCUACAUCUCAAGGAAUUCUGAAUGAGAUGGCAAAUAAUACCAGAUUACUCCUCCAGGCAUCGAGCAUCAUUGAAACAACAAGCAUAUCAACGGCUCUUGGUUCCAAUGAGCCGAAGGAGCGAACAUAUAUUGUAUGAUUCCCAUGUGUCUUGUCUACAACGCCAUGUGACUUGAACGCUACUUGAUACUCAGGGAUGAAGCAGUGGCGAUCUUGAGGUGGGCGCUAGAAGCCCGCGGGAAAUUCGACACGCUCCAGUUUUGGGCGCGCCCGGGGAGACCGCGGAGACAGGAUGAGGCCCCCGCAGGAGAUUUGAGGCGCUGGGUCCUCCCGCUGCCCCCCCCCCCCCGCUGGGCCCUCCUGGCCAUGGGCAUAUGAGCUGAGUUUAAAAAAAACCAUGCUCU
Aureococcus anophagefferens is the source of this 3695-nucleotide messenger RNA. RefSeq lists its product as hypothetical. The transcript is spliced from 10 exons. Lineage: Eukaryota; Pelagophyceae; Pelagomonadales; Pelagomonadaceae. Gene Ontology annotation, biological process: regulation of ARF protein signal transduction. Gene Ontology annotation, molecular function: guanyl-nucleotide exchange factor activity. Bases 131 to 3430 code for a protein of 1099 amino acids. The record is from RefSeq and is a predicted model, not a curated record.